ACUGAUAUUCGAUCUUAAUUUUAGAUAAAUGGCGACUGAACAUUGGACUUUGAAAUUGCCGCAGUAUGUUUAAAUUUUUGCAAAGAUUUAAAUACUCACUUUAAAAAUAUCACACACUUAUCAUUAAGAAGAGAUGAAAAUUGUGUGUAUACUUGUUAUAUUCGCUACAAUUAUUAUUCAACAAAGUUUUAAUCAAAUAACCAGUGAUGAUCAUUUCACAAUCGGUGCUACUUCUGAUCCGAUCAGUUCAAAUCUAGUACAGGAAGUUAAUCAACCGCAAAAUGAAGAUGAUAAAGGCAGGCCAGGAGGGCAGAAUUCAUUCCCACUAAAAACCUCAAAUAUCACAUCCUCUAUAAAAUGUUCAUUCUGUGUGAUGGCAGUAAAUUUUGCUAGAAAAUUUUUAACAAAACCAUCAUCAUUUGAAGUGAUUCAUGGAAUUAUCAGUGAAAUGUGCUCUGUGGUCCAGGACUAUGAAAUUGAGUGCUACGAUGUGGCUGCGCAAAUAGUCGACUCAUAUGUGAUCGUGUUCAACAGAACAGAUGCAGUAGAUUCAUGUUUGCAAGUUAACCUCUGUGGUUAAUACUGUCAGUAUUCUAAAUAAAAGAAUUCUAAUAUAACUGCUUAUAUUUUUGUUGGCUAAUACAUUCUCUUGCUAAAGGAAAAAGAGUAUUUAUAAUAAUAAUAAUAAUAAUAACUUGUUUU
Messenger RNA from Trichobilharzia regenti, 702 nucleotides. Lineage: Eukaryota; Metazoa; Platyhelminthes; Trematoda; Strigeidida; Schistosomatidae. The record is from the annotation of a GenBank genome assembly.